This is a messenger RNA of Meira miltonrushii, 552 nucleotides long. RefSeq lists its product as uncharacterized. Bases 1 to 552 code for a protein of 183 amino acids. NCBI's taxonomy places the organism in Eukaryota, Fungi, Basidiomycota, Exobasidiomycetes, Exobasidiales, Brachybasidiaceae. The record is from RefSeq and is a predicted model, not a curated record. The transcript has a single exon.
AUGUCUUGGUUAUACAUCUUUUUAGCUUUAGCCCUCUUCCAAAAUGGAAUGGCAAUUGAUGCUGCCGAUGACCAGGGAGAUAUACCACGAGACGAGAGAGGUUCCGGCUACCGGAUGGUAGACAACGGAACAAUCAAAAAUUGUGGAGUCAACACAAAACAACAAUGUUUCCAAAUUGACCCGUUCAAGAAUCUCAGUAUAUCAACUUUAUACAACAUGACAGCAAUUGACAUCAGCUGUCAAUCAGACGGUCGCUGUGUGGUUCCGUAUGACUUUGAUGAUACAGAAGGGGAAAAACUCGUUAUUUUUGUUCAUUGUCUGAAUAAUGCAGGUCAAGAAGUUACUUCCACCUAUGUACGCAUGGAUCUAGGUAGGACAAGUGUAGAGCAUCGUUCAGCAUACUCUUACUUCACUGCCGUAGGCUACAACGUAAACGCAAAAUGGGAAACUGAUGCAGGCUUUACCAGUAAUGUGAGUUUGAGAGACUUUGAAAAUGAAAAGAAAGGAGAAACCAAUUCUGACAAAUUUCUUGUACGUUCUACAGAACGAUGA